UAGGUCAUGUUGUGCUUAGUGGAUGUAAACAAAGGCGGGCAACGUGGAACGUUAGCUUAGUAGGGAGAGCGGUUGCAAGAAAAGCUAAGUAUUUGGAUUCAAAACCCGGCAUUUGGUGGUCAAGUGGCCAUCAAUAUAUAUUUGGUAACUUCUUUUCAUAACUUAUUCAACAUUUUUUCACAGGAAUGCCCAAUGUAAUAGGUGCCAUCGACUGUACUCACGUACAUAUACUGGCACCAACUGGGGCUAGGGAGCCAGAUUUUGUGAACAGAAAGGGCAGACACAGCCUAAAUGUACAGUUAGUUUGUGAUCAUGCCUUUGUUGUGACCAACAUGGUGGUCAAGUGGCCUGGAUCUGUACAUGAUUCAAGAAUAUUUAGGCAGUCCAAUUUGUGCAGGCACUUAGAAAAUGCUCCACAUUGUGGUUUCCUUUUAGGAGAUAGUGGAUAUGGCUGUCGCCCAUUUCUUCUAACCCCUUUUCACAACCCAGCACCUGGGCCACAAACAAAUUACAACAGAUCCCAUUGUAGGACAAGAGUUACAAUUGAGCAAACCAAUGGAAUUCUCAAGGCCAGAUUCCCUUGUCUAAAUUUUCUCCGUUUAACACCAGAAAGGUCAAUAACUGUAAUUAGCACUUGUGUGAUUUUGAAUAACAUUGCAAGAAGAGUAAAUGAUAAUUUCCCACCACCCCAAAUUGUUAAUCAAAUCCAACUACCCCCACCAGUACCAGUUCAGAAUGAUGGUUUCGCCAUGCGAGAUGGAGUUGUACGAGCAUAUUUCUCAUAAUGUUAAAUAUGUAGAUGGAUA
This is a messenger RNA of Lingula anatina, 806 nucleotides long. Its product is annotated as putative nuclease HARBI1. NCBI's taxonomy places the organism in Eukaryota, Metazoa, Brachiopoda, Lingulata, Lingulida, Lingulidae. The record is from RefSeq and is a predicted model, not a curated record.